AUGGAUGAUAAAGGGGUCUUUUUGGCGACUGGGAUUGAACUUGGAAAGGCUCGUGAUUUGGGUCCAAAAGUCUACUUUGGGCAGGCUUUUAAAUUGAGUCCAUUGGUAGCUGUAAAUGUCGGAGUUGUGGAUGUCAUAUGUGCCCAUGAUCUUGUUGAGUUUUUUGUACUUGAGUCGGUGCUGCCGACCCUGGAGUCUGAAAGUGAGUACCCUCGCCAUGUCAUUGCGGGCAUAGGUGGAGAGGAAUUCGAGUGUAGGCUACUUGCAGAGGUGCUCCAUAGAAUCAUGGAGGUAAAAUUUUGUGGCACGGAUUGCACGCUUUUGAAGGUUGGAUUUCAAUUCUCGGCUUUGGGCACUUAUGAAGGUAAGGUUCCCAUCACGAUCAACAUGAAUUGGAUGGGAGGUGGUGACAGGAUUGGGUUUUGUUCGGUUUUCCGGCGAGGUCGAGAAUGGUGGCAGCCGGCGGAUGUUUUCGGAGUAAAAAGGGGGGUUCUAUUCGAAUUUAGGUGGGGAAGGUGGUGGCGGUGGAGCAUCAACGAAGGGAGCAGCGGGGAGGUGACUGCGGCGAGGUGCGCUUUUCCAGCGAGGAGAUGGAGCGGCAAAAUCGAGGCUACCGACGGUUGCUGGAGGGAGGCGCUGAUUGUCGUUAAUAGAUUGCAGCAGUAG
Molecule: messenger RNA, 666 nt
Organism: Lactuca saligna
Lineage: Eukaryota; Viridiplantae; Streptophyta; Magnoliopsida; Asterales; Asteraceae
Source: the annotation of a GenBank genome assembly